This is a messenger RNA of Chanos chanos (milkfish), 750 nucleotides long. Its product is annotated as microfibril-associated glycoprotein 4-like. Lineage: Eukaryota; Metazoa; Chordata; Actinopteri; Gonorynchiformes; Chanidae. The annotation marks the transcript as partial. The record is from RefSeq and is a predicted model, not a curated record. Gene Ontology annotation, biological process: elastic fiber assembly. The transcript has 4 exons.
CUCAUACAGAUAAUCUUGUGGCUGAGUCUGGUGCUCCCCCUGGUGGUGGAGUCUCACCCUGUGUACAAGGAGCUCCUGCCUGUGGACUGUGAGGACAUAUUUACUAAUGGAUCCAAACACAGCGGGGUGUACACCAUCUUCCCAGCGGGACGGGACUCACCUGUACAGGUGUGGUGUGACAUGGGCUGUGAUGAGAACGACAGUCACACGGACGGCAAAUGGACUGUGAUUCAGAGGAGAAUGGAUGGAACAGUGAAUUUCUACAGGCCCUGGGAUCAGUAUAAGAAAGGUUUUGGAAAUGUAGACGGGGAAUACUGGCUAGGGCUGGAGAGUAUCUUCAUGCUAACUUGGAGAGGGAAGUAUGAGUUGAAGAUUGACAUGGAGGACUUUGAGAAAGGACAGGUCUUCGCCCGUUACUCCUCUUUCUCCAUCGAUCCGGAGUCGGACAAAUACAGGCUACAUGUGAGCGGGUACAUUGACGGAGGGGCAGGGGACUCUCUGUCUCAUCACAACGGGCGAGACUUUGCGACCUUUGACAGAGACUAUGGGAACUGUGCGAAGUCGUAUGAAGGAGGCUUUUGGUUCUCUUCCAGCUGUGUCCGGGCAAAUCCUAAUGGGCUGUACAAGUGGGGCAGUGGGGUGUCGUCCUACUCUGGCGUUCAGUGGUACAGCUGGAAAGGCUCCAGUUACUCUCUGAAGACGAUGGUGAUGAAGAUUAGACGCGUGUCUCUGGAUGAGUUUGAAAAGUAG